This is a messenger RNA of Ziziphus jujuba (common jujube), 1528 nucleotides long. Its product is annotated as caffeoylshikimate esterase. Gene Ontology annotation, molecular function: lipase activity. The record is from RefSeq and is a predicted model, not a curated record. The coding region runs from base 218 to 1168 and encodes 316 amino acids. Gene Ontology annotation, cellular component: membrane. NCBI's taxonomy places the organism in Eukaryota, Viridiplantae, Streptophyta, Magnoliopsida, Rosales, Rhamnaceae. The transcript is spliced from 8 exons.
GAUAUGUAGAGGACCAAAAAACUUUGAGACCGUUUCUUACUUCCUGUAUAAAUUGGCCAAAACUCCAAUUCCUUUUCCCCAUCUUCUUGUUACUCAAAACUUCAUGCACUAGCUUUCUUUUUUCGUUUCUUUUCUUUCCUCUUUUAAAUCGCAAAAACUCUCUACUUUUCUGUUAAAAGUACACCACCAUUGAAGUUUCUCAAAAAACCACUUACUCAUGGCGUCUCAAGCGGAAAACGUUGUUUAUGAAGAGGGUUAUGUCACAUCUCGAGGACUGCAGCUUUUCACCUGCGUAUGGAAACCAGCAAAUCAAGAACCAAAAGCCUUAAUCUUUUUCUGCCAUGGUUAUGGCAUGGAAUGCAGCAUCACAAUGGACAGCACGGCAAGAAGGCUUGUCCAAGCAGGAUAUGCAAUGUAUGGGAUGGAUUAUGAAGGCCAUGGAAAAUCAGCAGGACUUCAGGGCUAUGUGGAAUCCUUCGACAACGUCGUUGAUGAUGUCUCUGAUCAUUAUACAUCAAUAUGUGAAAAGAAAGAGAACAGAAAGAAACUGAGAUUUUUGAUGGGGGAGUCAAUGGGAGGAGCUAUGGCUCUGCAAGUUCACAGGAAGAAACCAGAGUACUGGGAUGGUGCCGUGUUGGUUGCUCCUAUGUGUAAGAUUGCAGAUGAGAUGAAGCCAUCUCCAAUGGUUGUUAAUGCUUUGGUUAAGCUCAGCAGGGUUAUUCCUACUUGGAAAGUAAUCCCUUCAAACGACGUUAUUGAUUCUGCGUUUAAAGUGCCUGAAGUUAGAGAACAGGUAAGAGCAAACCAAUAUUGUUACAAAGGCCGACCUCGCUUGAAAACUGGCUAUGAACUUUUGAGGGUCAGUACAGAUAUUGAAAAAAAUCUAAAUGAGGUCUCACUCCCCUUCUUGGUCCUCCAUGGGGAAGAUGAUAAAGUUACUGAUAAAUCAGUGAGCAAACAGCUCUAUGAAGUGGCAUCCAGUAAAGACAAAACCCUCAAAUUGUAUCCAGGAAUGUGGCACGGUUUGCUGUAUGGAGAGCCACCCGAAAACCUUGAAAUUGUAUUUUCUGACAUUAUAGGUUGGUUAAAUGAGAAGGUUACCUCAGGAAAUGCAAGGUUGGAGAACGAGCUCAAGAAUGAGAAUGACAAAUCUAUCCAAGACCAUUAAUCAGGAGCAAUGAGCUUCCUUGUGAGGGUACAAGAAGAUAAUCAAUAGGCACGAAGAAACUUUAGGGCAGAAAAAGAACUAAGAAGUUUCUUACCCUUUUUCUCCUGCUUUAUGGCCAUCUAAUAUAACAAAAUGGAGAUGAGCGACGACCUGGCAUUCUCCUACUUAUGUUGAAAAUAUAAAAUAAAAUAUAGAAAAUUAAAUUAUUUAUUCUAAUUUCUUAUUGUUUUAAGUUUUGCUUUGUACUAUGUCAAUGUAUAGACAAAGACAUAGAGAGAGGAUAAACUUUUAUAUAUAACCAUUACAAAGAUGACAUGGUGUAACAAACCAUCCAUAGUCAAACAAUAAUUAUUUUGAUUA